Molecule: messenger RNA, 2754 nt
Organism: Dioszegia hungarica
Lineage: Eukaryota; Fungi; Basidiomycota; Tremellomycetes; Tremellales; Bulleribasidiaceae
Product: high-temperature-induced dauer-formation protein-domain-containing protein
Exons: 11
Coding region: 1-2754 (917 amino acids)
Cellular component (GO): Golgi medial cisterna; Golgi trans cisterna; membrane
Source: RefSeq, a predicted model, not a curated record
AUGUUUAAACGACUCCCGACUUUCAAGUCCCUUCCGCAGGCUAUCGGCCUACCGUUCUUGUCGACACAAGAGGACGCGCAGUUGAAGUUCAAGAGUGGGGAUAAUGGCAUCAAGAGGCUGUACGGCGACGAGGUGAUAUCCCCCUCGGAUGUGGGCUACUGGGCGCAGUAUUAUUCUUUGUUUAGCUCGGUACAGGAUGUUUACUCACUCAUUACCGCUCAAGACGUCCGUCAAACCUUGACCGCCCAGCCCGCCAACCUCUCGACACUGAUCAUCCACUUAUCCAAACAUCUCUUCGCGCUCCUCCCCUCCGAAUUCUUCCCUACCCCCUCCUCGGCCUCAUCCGCACCCACUGGCCAAAACGGGCAAGACACAACGCGCGAGGCACUAAACUGCCUACGCGUACUAGGGCGAAUCCUCGUGGUGGUCUACGAAGCGGAAGCUACGUCUAGGGAAGGCGGCGUCUCGGCGGGUGAGGGGUUCGCGAGGGAGUGUCUGUGGGCGAGACAGCCUGUGGUCGGCGAUGAUGAGGUCCGGAUGAGCGUUGGGGCUGGAGCUGGAGGAGCAGGAGGGAUCGAGGACGAGGGGCAGUUCACGAUUGAGGAUUCGGAUGAGGAGGAUGAUCUGCAGCCAAGCCUCAUCGACCGGCUGUUCAGCUGUACGAUCGACCUCCUUUUCUGCGCGGGAUUUACGGUGCCCGAGUCGGUGAGGGGUCAGCAGGACGCGGGGGAAAAGGUCAACUAUGUGAUCUGGGAGAAGGGCGUUGGAAGUACGGUCAGCGUCGGCUCAACGACCGAGCUCGAUCGGAACAAGGUCGAGGUGCUCCGCUUCCUAAUGAUUCUCCUGUCUACGACAGUCUACACUCCACCUCAAUCCCUCCCUACUACGCCUAAUCAGCCCCUCUCGCACCUCACUCAUUCGCUCGAACGCCGCCUCGUCCUCUCGCUCUUAUGCUCAUUGCUGAAUACGUCGCUGGCGGUGCCCAAGGCGAAUACGGUGGGGUCGAUUCCGUACAACCACCUGAUCUCGAAGGGAGGGGAGGAGAAACGGACGUUGGUCAGAGCGUGUUUGAUGAUGCUGCUGGUCGCGCUGGACCAUACGGAGGCGAGGAGGGAGGAAGGGAUGGGUGAGGGGAAGGAGGAGAAUGCGUUCAGGUUCUUUGUUAGCAAGCUGCAUCGAAAAGAGGACUUUGCGUUCAUCCUGGACGGGAUCUUUGCGGUUCUGCAAGAACAAACGGCAGUAUCCAGCGUACUUUUACCAGGGAGCAAGCAGCCCGUCCCAUACAUCCUCGAAAUCUUCAUGCUCCUCUGGCGCUUUGUCGACCUCAACAAGCGAUUCCGGCAAUACCUCUACGAAACCAACCGCACAUCCGACCUCGUCGCCUACAUCCUCCUCAUCUCCCUAGACCUCAAAGACGAUCCGGCGCAACACGGACUCCUCCGUCUGCUCGCGUACCUCCUCCAGACCCUCUCUGCCGACGCCGCAUUCGCCCAGUCUCUCGCUCAGCCUGUCCGCCUACCGAUACCUGCAAAAUGGGCCGUUUCAGGCACACCGGGCACCACUGCGGACUUUUUGAUUGUGUCGAUCUACAGUAUCGCCACGACGCCGGGACUGAACCCGCUCUUCCCGGCGUUGACGAUCACUAUUGCGAAUGUCGCGCCGUACUGGAAGGACGUGGGCGUCGGGGCGAGCAUGCGAUUAUUGCAGUUGUUCAAGGCGUUCUCGGCGCCGAACUUCUUGUUGGCAGAUGAGGGGCAUCCGAGACUUGUGUAUUAUCUACUCGAAACGUUCAACUCGGUCCUAUAUCAUCAGCUCAACGACAAUCCGAAUCUCGUCUACGCCAUCCUCCGGUCGCAUCAGGAUUUCCAGACCCUCGCGACCUUCUCGCUCGUCUCUGGUCUUCGGGAGAUACAGCGCCGUAAAGCCCUUCGGUCAGCAGCCGUCGAACUCGCCAGACAGCCAGACUCUUACGUGCCUGUUCCGCCUAUAAAACGGACGAAUUCGGAACUGGACAUGUUAGCUGAGAAGGCGGCGCUCCUAGGGCGGGAGACGGAGGAUGAGGAGGGGUCGACGCAGAUCGUACCUAUGACGCCGGGGGAGUUGGAGGAUCCGAUCAACGCAGGGACGAGGGGGAUUUGGUCUCCCCCGCCGUCAGGCGGUUUGGAGAUGGGCGGGACUGGAGGAGGGAUGAGCGAGAAGGCGAGGGGAAAGAUGAGGGCGACGGAAUCGACGACGUCGCUUUCGCUCAAUCAGGAGACGGGGGCGGGGAUGAAUGGUACGAACGGGGCGGUCGAGGCUCAGGAGGGGGAUGAGGAGAUUAUGAAGGUGGCGGCGGCGGGGGUCGGGCCGAACAAGUAUGUGCCGACGCAAGAAUGGGUGUCUAGUUGGCAGAAGGGAUUACCGCUUGACCCGGUGCUCGUGGCGAUAUCGGAACUUUUGCCCAAGAUACAAGACACUCAGUCCGCGGGCGGAGCACCCAGUUCCAAGGUGUUCAGACUGUUGAAGGAGGUGGAGAUUGCGGAGGUUUUGCCGCCUGCGCCGCCUAUCGCUCCGAGACGAUUUCAGUGGUCUCAAGCUUCGGCAAUCUGGCUCACCUCACUUCUCUGGGGCGACAUCUACGUUGCAGGCUUGACACCCGCCGGCGUGGGAGUAUGGCGGGAUACCCAAGUACGGCUCUUUGGGAUCAAGCAGGCGCCUGAGCGGGGGAGGUCGGCGCAAGUCGGUAGGGUGUUGAAGAUGAUUGGGGUAGUAUAG